AAUGCUGCCAGGCCAUCAUGACCUAUAAAGUGACAACUCAAACUAGUUUUUCUUAAACCGAACCAUUCCACAUUACCUGUUCGCUGAAGAAGAGCCUCUGUCAACACAAUGGCGACAUCACCCCCAUCCAAGAUAUCCAAGGCCAACACCACCUUCGCUCUGGACCUUUUCAAAAAGCUCAGUGAUGCCAACAAGACCGCAAAUAUCUUCUACUCCCCCUUCAGCAUCUCUUCAGCCCUGGCUAUGGUGAUGCUGGGGACCGGGGGCAACACAUCUGCACAGAUGUCAGAGGUCCUGGGUUUUACUGAGAAAGGGCAACCAGAGCAGACAGGAGCAGAGACAAUGCAGUCGCAGAUGCAGUCGCAGAUGCAGAUGCAUCAGUCCAGAAUUCUGCCGGAGUGUGUGCGCAAGUUCCUGCCACCUCAGAAUGAUGAAGAGGAUGUCCACGCAAGCUUCUCCGAACUAAUGAGUAAGCUCAUCAAGGACGACGCUCCGUAUGCCCUCAGCCUCGCCAACAGGCUUUACGGAGAGCAGUCCUACCAGUUUGUUGAGCAUUUCUUAGCAGAAACCAAAAAGCACUACGGCGCUGAUCUGGAGUCUGUGGACUUCAAAGUCAGCGCAGAAGCAGCCAGGGUCAACAUCAACAAAUGGGUGGAGGAUCAGACUCAAGGUAAAAUUAAGAAUCUGCUUGCCAAGGGUGUGGUGGGUAGCCUGACAAGGUUGGUGCUGGUCAACGCCAUCUACUUCAAAGGGAAAUGGGAGACACAGUUCAAGGAGUAUUCUACUGUUGAUGCUCCGUUUAAAAUGAACAAGAAUGACACUAAAUCGGUGAAGAUGAUGGGACAGACCAGUACAUUUGGUCUCUCCUCAAUUCGCGAGGCCAACUGCCAGAUCCUGGAAAUGCCUUAUAAAGGGAAAGACCUCAGCAUGCUCAUCUUCCUGCCCAAUGAGAUCGAGGACGAGACAACGGGCCUUGAGAAGCUGGAGAAGGAGCUGACCUAUGAGAAAUUUGUGGAGUGGACUCACUCAGACAUGAUGGGUAAAACUAAGGUGAACGUGAGGCUGCCUCGAUUCAAGAUGGAGGAGUCGUAUAGCUUGAAAGACAUCCUGAUCAGCAUGGGCAUGGUGGACGCUUUUGAUGUCACGAUGAGUGACUAUUCUGGCAUGUCCAAGGCAAACGACCUGGUCCUGUCAGCAGUCGUCCACAAGGCUUUUGUGGAUGUCAACGAGGAGGGAACUGAGGCUGCUGCUGCCACUGCUGGAGGCUUUUCAGUAACCUCAAUGCCGCCUGAGUUCCACGCAGACCACCCCUUCCUCUUCUUCAUCCGACACAACCCCUCCAUGAGCAUCCUCUUUGCCGGCCGAUACAGCUCCCCUGAGUGAGCGCUGCUGUAUGUCCUGCAGGCAGAUCAAGAGAAAUGCGCCCCCAAAAUGUGUCAAUUGUGUUGUAUGAAUUAUUCUCAUUUUUUGUUUAAUCUUAUGAAUCCUUGUUUUACAAUACAGCAAAGUGAGGGCUGGGUCACUAUAGCUCAAUCGGUGAAACAAAUAAAGACAGAAAAUAACAGAAUAA
This is a messenger RNA of Gymnodraco acuticeps, 1570 nucleotides long. Its product is annotated as leukocyte elastase inhibitor-like. Gene Ontology annotation, molecular function: serine-type endopeptidase inhibitor activity. The coding region runs from base 109 to 1383 and encodes 424 amino acids. Gene Ontology annotation, biological process: negative regulation of endopeptidase activity. The transcript is spliced from 10 exons. NCBI's taxonomy places the organism in Eukaryota, Metazoa, Chordata, Actinopteri, Perciformes, Bathydraconidae. The record is from RefSeq and is a predicted model, not a curated record.